AUGUACAAAAGGAAGAGAGAUCCGUCGAAAUCAAAGGACGAUGGAGAUGCAAAAAAGCAGAUGGCUUUCCUGCAGGAGUUGUUGCGCGACGACAGGGAAGGCGCCGCGCAGCCCGAGCAGUUCAACAUUGUGCAGGAGUAUCACCAACUGAAAGCGGAGCUGCUCAAACGGCUGCAGGUGAACCAAGAGCCGCCAAGGCAGAUCGGCCGAAGGUCUGUUGUAGGGUUGCAGCCAAAGAGGAAGGAACUUUUACCUCCAAUCAAGACUUGCCACAAAAAGAAAACAGCAAAGAAAAUUAGCAGACCUUACACAGAGAUGAUGCAGCAGAGAAUCGAAUACAGGAAAAAGCUUCUCGAGUACCUGAAUGAUGGUGGCGAAGAGGGCGAAAGUGAAGAGAACAGGUCGGAGAGGCGCAUGCGGAGGUAUCGACGAUAUGUCCAGCAUGGCAUAGGCACGGAGCAUAUUGCGCCUCUCCAACAAAGUUUCAUCAAUAGAAUUCUCAGUCUCAUACCAACAAGGUUAAAGAAAAAUUUCAAAGAUGAUCUGCAAACACUCCUUACCGAAGUGCAAAAGGAAUUCAUCCAAGAGGUCAAAGUUUCUGUCGUUGAGUAUGUUUUGCACCACAAGAACAGCGCCCUGGAAGUUUUCCCUGAUGCACGGCCAAGGCUCAGUUCUGUGGAGCGAACGAGGCAGGCCAUCGCUGACAAAAAGCGCAAGGAGGCGGUUUGUAGAACGCGAAACUACGUCCGCAAAAACUUGCACGUCGUCAAUAAAUGCAUCUUACACGUGCUAGACCUUUGGCACAAAUCAUACAGUGACAUUCGCUUAGUUGAUUUGAAGGAGCUGAGUUCUGUAGAAAAGGCGCUCGAGUUAAAACCGUUCAAGGAAUUAAUUGGCAAGCAAAUCCAGACAGCGGUUUUGUAUUUGAAGAAUAACUGGUUUCCAUCUUUGGAGGCAAUUUUUCUCCAGGGCGCGAGGAACCGAAUUUUGCCUCCGGCAACUGCCGAAAAACAGAGGAGGGAUUUUUUCGAGUGCGUUGCCACGAUAAUGACAAGCCAAAUACAACAUCUCUGUAUUGCAUCAAUCAAAGAUUUCACGGAGUUUAUCUGCGAUACAAAAUCAAGGAAAAACAAGGGCUUUGUGCUUGAGGUGGCUUACAGGAACAAAGUGGUCGUCUUCGAUCCGUCUUUUUCGGCAUACAAGCAAGAAAUUUUAAAUCUGAUCGACAAAUUCAAAGACGCGGUGUCGAGAAUCCCGCGAAUUGAAACCGUUCUCGUGGAAAAACUGGGGCUGCAGCCGCUUCCGCAGGAGGGACGCCUUCUAAAGCCCAUAAUUCCGGAAAAAAUAAUAAGACAGGCGAAAGAGACUCUGAUUGCAAAUCUAGAGGAGCAGCGAAUUCUGCCAGAGAUGCGAAUUCAGGAUUUUGACAACUACAUCAGCUUAAUAAACGGAGAAUGGCAAGAGGAAGUGGACCAUUUUUUGCGUAACAAACAGUCUUACGAGGAAAUGGUGGCCAGGGUGACCGAGUUGCACGAUUUGAGCCAGACGAUUCCGUGCGACACGUGGCUAGUGGUGGACGCGGGACUUUUCGAAGUCCACCGAGGUCCUCUGGUGGUGGCGCUCGUUCAGGCUGCCAUCGCCCUCAGAGAUCAACUUCUGGCACACAUGCGAGCUGAGCACUUGGCUCUUUCGUUCAAAUUGAGUGAAGAAUAUGAAGAAAUUGCGACGCGCGCCUUGAGCCCGCCUGCCAACACGGCCGAACUGAUGGAUUUGAAGGAAUUCGUGCAUCAAGUCGAGUCGAGCACGUUGGCCCAGUUGGAGGAACGACUGCGCCAGGUUUGUCUGUCGAUGCUGUUUCUGGUCGACCACAUGACCGUGGUGCCGGCCGAGGUGAAACAGAACGCGGCUCCGUUCAAGUGGUACGGCAAAAUGCCCGACGUCCUCCUGGAGCAUCAGGAAAUCGUUUUGAAGAAAACUGCAGAGUACCAACAAGCACUAAAAGUCAGAACGCAAAAUUUCGUCGAAUCGCUUUCCCAGCAAGAACGAUUGGUGGCCGAAUUUCAAACCCUGGGCGACAUUAACGAACUUCCAAAGUAUUUGCAACGCGCUCGGACUCUCCAGUCAAGACUAAACGCGGCUCUGACAGACAUUCAGCAGUUCAACGCCGAGGAGGUCGCUUUUGGCUGGGAAACUUCGCAAUAUCCGCUCAGGGAACAAGUUUCUGAGCAAUUGGGACCAUAUUUGGAGCUUUACGAGACGGCGAACGGGUUUAUUACAAAACACGAGCUGUGGAUGAGCAGCCAGGUGGGCGCUUUUCACCCAGCGGUGAUCGAGGCUGAGGCGGAACACUUUUGGCAGACGGUCCAACAAUUGGAGAAAACUUUCACCGAUAUUCUGAUUGUGAAACAAUUAAUAAGCAAAGUGCACCAACGGAUCGAAGAGUUUCGCGACAAUUUGCCCGUGAUCCAGACUUUGGGCAAUCCGGACAUGAAAGAGCGACAUUGGGAGAAAGUUUCGGAAAUAGUCGGAUUUCCUCUGAAGGCCGACACAGCGCUGACCUUGGCGCGAAUCAUUGACUUCGGUCUCGGCGACUACAACAGCAAAUUUCAGGUCAUAAGCGAGUCGGCCACGAAAGAAAAUAAUUUGGAAAAGGCUCUGAAUACGAUGAUUGCUGAAUGGGUCACCAUGGAAUUUUCCAUCGUGCCGUACAGGGAGAGUGGAACAUACUUCUUAUCCUCUAUAGACGACAUUCAGCUUCUUUUAGACGACCACAUCGUGAAAACGCAAACAAUGCGAGGAUCACCCUACAUCAAGCCAUUUGAGAAAGACAUUACUGAGUGGGAGACAAAUCUGAUGCUUCUGCAAGAGAUUUUGGACAGUUGGAUGAAGGUUCAGGGUACCUGGAUGUACCUGGAGCCGAUUUUCUCCUCCCCGGAUAUUAACGCGCAAAUGCCUGAGGAGGGCCGUCGAUUCGGAGCGGUUGACAAAAUGUGGAGAGACAUAAUGAAGGUGGUUCUGACCGAUUUGCACGUAUUGGUCGUGGCCAAAAUCGACAAAAUGCUCGAACGUUUGCACAAAUCGAGCGACCUGCUGGACGCAAUUCAGAGAGGACUGAACGACUACUUGGACAAGAAACGCACAUUUUUCCCACGCUUUUUCUUCCUUUCCAACGACGAGCUUCUGGAAAUUCUCUCGGAGACAAAAGAUCCAUCUCGGGUGCAGCAAAAUUUGAGAAAGUGUUUCCGAGGAAUAUCGAGAUUGUCAUUUACGGAGGAUAUGGCGAUUUCGGCAAUUAUUUCGGCUCGGGGAGAGCAAGUCGAAUUGGUGGAGGUCAUUGACACUGCCUCGGCGAGGGGACAGGUGGAGCAGUGGAUGCAACAGUUGGAAAUCGGGAUGAAAACGAGCAUGAUUUCCGACUGCCAACGUGAUGUUAAUUUUGACGGGGACGGCCAGUGGGUUUUGCAAAAUUCCAGCCAGGCCGUUCUUGCAAUUUUCCACAUCAACUGGACGCGAGAGACGGAAAAGGCGAUAGUCGACGGAACUUUGAAUAGUUUGCUCGCAAAAUUUACAAAACACGUACAAGAGGAGACGCAACUACUGAGUCGAGAAAUUUCUAGCAGCAACCGGUCGAUGCUUGGUUCUCUUCUGACACAAAAUAUUUACUGCCAAAAUGCAAUUCUGGCUCUGGUUAACAAUCACGUCGAUAAAGUUGAGAAUUUCCAUUGGAUUACGCAACUUAGAUAUUAUUGGGAGGAAAAGGAUAUUUCAAUUAAAAUGCUGAAUGCGAGUGUCGCUUACGGCUACGAGUACUUAGGAGACUUUGUGCGCUUGGUCUUGACCUCGCAAACGGUCCAAUGUUUCCAAGCUAUAUUUGCUGCCCUUAAACUGAGUCUAGGUGUUGUAAUUGAUGGGCCAGUGAGCUCGGGCAAAACCGAAAGCAUUAAAGAUUUGGCCAACAUUGCCGCAAAACUUUGCGUUUGCAUCAGUUGCUCGGCAGAAAUGGAUUGCAUCACACUUGUGAAAUUAUUUAAGGGUGUUGCCUCGUCUGGAGCUUGGACUUGUCUUGAUGAAUUGGACAGACUGAGCGUGGAAACGCUUUCCUCAAUGUCGCAUCAAAUUUUGGCAAUUCAGAGAGCAACAAAAGCUAAAAAGGCGUUUGUGACUUUGGACGGCAGCAAAGUUCAACUGGACUCGACAUGCUUGAUUUUAGCUACACUCGGCAAUUCAGGAUCAGAAAAACUGCCAGCGAAUUUAAGAUCCUUGCUAAGACCAGUGGCAAUGAAAAUACCCUCAGUGAGGGUUUUGGCAGAAGUGGUUUUAACAUCAAACGGAUUUCGCGAUGCAAAACUUUUGGCUAACAAAAUGAUGCAAGUUUUUAGUCAGUGUGCACGGAAACUGUCCCUGCAGACGCACUACGAUCACGGUUUAAGGGCAAUAAAAUCAGUUCUCGACUGCGCCAUAAAGUGGCGAUUUACCAACAAAGACGAUUCGGAAGGGAAAAUAAUUCGCAAUGCGAUUGAAAGCGUCAACAGCUCAAAAUACACAAGCCACGAUUUGAAAGUUUAUCAGGAAAUACUGGCUGGCGUUUUCCAAAACGAGAUGGAGGAAAUUGACAUUGACUUGAAAACGACCAUUGAAUCGGUUUGUCAAGACAGAGACUUGCAGGCGACGGAAAAAUUCCUUGAAUGCAUUUUGAAAAUGAACGAUUUGCUCAAAGUGAAACAAGGAGUGAUUAUCUUAGGGCAGCCUUUUGCAGGAAAAACGACUGCCUACCAAGUUCUCGCGGCCGUUUUGAGUGAAAUUGAAAAGAGAAAAGUUCAAAUGACAAUCAUCAAUCCAAAAUCCAUGACUCUGAACCAACUUUAUGGAGCCUUUGAUUCGAUGACCCACGAAUGGUCGGACGGCGUUUUGCCCAAGUGCUUCAGGCAAAUGGCUUUGGCCGCGACCCCCAACAGGAAAUGGCUGGUAUUUGACGGCCCCAUGGACUCGUCUUGGGCAGAGAAUUUAAACACGGUUUUGGAUGACAGCAGGCGCCUUUUUCUCAUGUCGGGAGAAAACUGCCAUUUGCCGCAGGAAAUGAACAUAAUUUUUGAGACGGACGAAUUAAACAACGUGUCUCCAGCAUUAGUCUCGAGGUGCGGGAUUUCAUACGUCAGUUCCGAAGCUGUUGGUUGGAAUGCAAUUUUGAGCACCUGGAUCAAAACUUUGCCAGCUGCACUGAAAGAUUACUUGCAAAUUAUUCAAGACCUGUUUGACCGAUUUUAUCCGCCUCUAAUAAAUAUGCACAAACAAGGCAUUUUCAAGUCCGAGUUCCCAUUCAUGGAGUGCAAUUUACUACGUUCGACGACAAGUAUUUUUGAUUGCUAUGCAAUUGAAUUCACUGUAGACGACGGAAAGGACGAGAUUUCAAGCAUUGACAUGAGAGCUCAACUUGAGGGAAUUUUCUUUUACGCCUGCAUCUGGUCUAUUGGAGGAGCGCUCGACGCCGACAGCAGAGUGAAAUUUGACAAAAUAUUCCGUGGCUUUUUAGCGAAGGAGUUCCCUCAAGAGUUAAAUUCCGAGUACGGCAUAGUGGACGAAAUCCCUGCGCCGGUCAAGCCGUACAUCUUUCCCAUUCCUGAUAAUUUUUCCGUCUACAAUUAUCGAUACUUUAAAGAGGGCAAAGGUAAAUGGAGGCCUUGGGAAGAGGAUCUGAAAGGAUCUCCUCCGAUCCCACGAGACAUCCCUGUCAACCAAAUAAUUGUACCGACUUUGGAAACUGUGAGGUGCUUGACGCUUCUCAACCAACUUGUCAGAAAUAACAAACCUAUAAUUCUUGUUGGGCCCUCUGCAGUUGGAAAAUCAAUUUAUAUCACGGAUUUCUUGGAGAACAAAGUUGACAAGAACGUUUACAAACCGCUGUUUGUGCUUUUCUCCAACAAAACCACUGCUCAGGAGAUUCAAGAUUUGGUCAUGAGCAACGUUGACAAGCGGCGCAAAGGAGUUUACGGCCCACCUCUGGGCAAAAGGUGUCUCGUUUUUGUGGACGACGUCAACAUGCCUGAAAGUGUCAACGGUUGUCAACCCCCGAUCGAGCUACUGCGCCAGUUGCUGGACCACGAGACGUGGUUUGAAAUUGCGACCGGUUCGCCGCAGAAAAUCACGGACCUGCAGAUUCUCUGUGCGAUGGGCUCGGCGCCCGUUGGAUUGGCGAAAACGUCAACAAGAUUUUUGCGGCAUUUUUCAGCAAUUUCCAUCAACGAAUUUGAGGAAUCGACCCUGGUGGCGAUUUUCAGCCGGCUCAUGCUCUGGCACUUGGACACUCGAGGGUUCAGCAAAGAGUUUGAUCCGUCAAUAGACCAAGUUGUGGCCGCGACGUUGAAGGUUUACACAACUACAAAGGGCUUUUUAAUGCCAACCCCUUCGAAAUGCCACUACAUUUUCAAUUUGCGUGAUUUUUCAAGAGUGAUUCAAGGUGUUUUGCUGUCUGUUCCGGAGGCGAUUGAAGACUUGGCAGCCAUGAAGCGGCUGUGGGUCCACGAGGUUUUGCGAGUUUUCGCCGACCGAAUGCCAGACAAGGCGGACAGAGAUUGGCUUCUUCAGGUGGUUAGAGAGACGUGCAUCGACAAACUGGGAAACGACAUGGAUCAAAUGUUCAAGCACUUGACCAGCAACGACCAGCCGGUUACGGAACAUGCGCUGCGGCAGUUGCUGUUCUGCGACUACGCAAACCCAAAAGCUGACUCGCGGAAUUACAGUGAAGUUCACGAAUUGGAAAAUUUGCGCAGCGUGGUCGAACGGUGCCUCGGAGAAUUCAACAGCAUGACAAAAAAGCCAAGCGAUUUGGUUAUGUUUAGAUACGCAAUGGAGCAUCUCUCGCGAAUAUGCAGACUUUUGAAGCAACCCCGCAGCCAUGGACUGUUAAUUGGCCCAGUUGGACUUGGCAAACAGUCUUUGGCAAGAUUGGCUGCGUCUAUUUGCUACUACGAACUCUAUCAAGAAAAGAGCGAAGUUUACUUGGAGGAUUUCAAUCAUUUGCUUUGCAUUGGUGAAAUUUCGAACUUAAUCACGGCGGAUGAGAAGACGGAAAUUGUUGAAAAAAUGGGAGAAAUCGACAGACAGAGAGACAAAUCAGUGCAGACUGACGGUAGCAACGCGGCCUUGCUGAACUUCUUUUUGCAAAAACUGAGGGAUCAAUUACACAUUUUAAUAUGUCUCAACCCUGAUUCGGAAAACUUCAAAUCGCGGUUGCAGAAGUUUCCUGCGCUUAUCAAUAACUGCACGAUGAACUGGUUUUUGAACUGGCCUGACGAUGCGUUGCAAGACGUGGCCGAAAAUUUAUUGGGCGAAGUCGGUCUGGAGCCAAAAGAGUUGCAAAUUUGCAUUGAACUGUGCAAGAAAUUCCACGCGGACGCCCAAGUUCUUUCAAACCUUGCGAAAAACGAAAUUUUUAGUCUAAUUACACCAACGACGUAUAUCGAGUUUCUCAAAACGUUCAAGCAGAUUUUACUUCAAAGGCGAAGAUCGGCGAUUGAGGAGCAAGACAAGUGCAACACGGCUGCAGAAAAGAUUUUGGGCGCCGAGAAGGAGGUUCCUGAGAUGCAGGAGGAAAUUCAAAAUCUGAUGCCGAAACUGCGAAAGUCUUCCGAGCUUGUGGAGCUCGGCUCGGUGGCAGUUGAAAAUGAGACCAGAGAGGCCGAGCAAACUGUUCUGACUGACAGGGAAUCGGUGGAAGCAAAAAAGGAACAAGUUCGAGUCUUACAGGAAGAAUGCGAGUCGAGUGUGGGUGAAAUGCUCGGGCCUCUGGAAGAGGCAACUGCAAGUUUAGAAACCCUGCCAAUGGCCGAUAUUUCUGCACUGAGGGCGAUCAAAAGUCCGCCGAAAAACCUCAAACUACUCAUGGAAGCAAUUUGCUUGAUGAAAGAUGCAAAAGCUGAAAAGGUUGCAAAUCCAAACGCGCCCGGCAAGACGAUGGACGACUACUGGGGUCCAGGAAAGAAACUUUUGGCCGACCAGAAGUUCAUCGAGGGUUUGAUGCAAAUCGACAAGGAAAAUAUUCCGUCGAAAGCGUCAAAGCAAAUUCAGGAGCGAAUUAUUUCAGACGAGACUUUCGAGCCGGAAAAAUUAAAAGCCAUUGCACCUGUGGCGGAAAUUCUGUGCAGAUGGGUGAUUGCUUUGUACAAUUACGACGUGGCAGUGAAAACGGCCGCUCCAAAGAGGCAAGUGAUGGCUGAGGCGAACGACGACCUUCAAAGCGCGAAUGCUGUUUUAGAGGAAAAAGAGGCGGUAUUGCGGGAGGCCGAGAGCAAGUUGACCGACGCGAAAGCGGAUUUGGUGCAGGCCCAGGCGCAAAGGGAAGAGCUGCAUUCGCGACUCGAGUUGUGCCAGAAAAAGAUCAAACGCUCGGAAGAACUGCUCGCGGCCCUUUUGAGCGAAACUGGCAAAUGGCAAACGAGGGCUAAGGAACUUGCCGAGAGUUACAAGCACAUCACAGGUGACAUGUUGAUUUGCGCCGCGUCGAUCGCUUAUUUGGGCCCGUUUGGCCCCCGCUUGCGCCACGAACAGACCACAAAGUGGGUGGAAGAAGUUAACGCCCAAGGUUUUGAAUGUUCUGCAAAGCCUGCGGAGUUCCAAUUGAGCUCCAUCUUGGGCGAUUCUGUCGAGUUGCUCGAUUGGAAUAAUAUUGGACUGCCGCUGAACGAUGCUUUUGUUAUGGGAAGCGCCAUUAUAACAAAAUUCUCUGGAAAGUGGCCGCUUAUAUUUGAUCCGGACGGACAGGCAAAUAGGUGGAUCCGAGCAAUUGAGGCGCCAAAUCAGUUGCAAGUCCUUCGGCUUUGCGACUCGGACUACAUAAGAAACUUGGACGCGUGUGUCCAAGGCGGAAAAGCUGCACUUUUGGAAAAUAUCAGCGAGGAGCUGGACCCUAUUUUGGAUCCAUUGUUAAUGAAGCAGACUUUUAAACAGGGAUCGAUUGUGGCAGUCAAAAUUGGAGAUUCCAAUGUCGAGUACAACCCCAAUUUUAAGCUUUACAUUACGACUCGAAAACGUGAUUUAAAAUUGUCUCCUGAAUUUGCUUCGAAAGCGAGUCUGAUCAAUUUUGCGCUUACGCCGAAGGGAUUGCAAGAGCAGCUCUUGUCAGUAACUGUGCAAAGGGAAAGGCCCGACCUCGAGUCGGAAAAGUCACAAAUCAUGACUUCUGGGGCCGAUAAUUUGAGGCAACUUCGAGAGCUCGAAAACAAAAUCUUGGACGAGAUUUGGACAUCGAACGGCGACAUCCUUGAGGACGACAUGGCCGUGCAGGCCGUCUGCCUGGCCAAAACGUUGAUCAACGAGGUCAUCGAGAAGAAGACCAACAACGAGCUGACCGAGGUGGCAAUUGACAAGUCGCGUUUUGCUUACGAACCGGUGGCGGAACACGCGAGCAAUCUCUACUUCAGCUUAGUGCAACUUCUGGCCCUGGAGCCCGUUUACAAAUUUUCUCUGACUUGGUAUGUUGACUUAUUUACAAACGUCAUCGACACAACGGAGCGCGUCGAGGAUUUGCAAAAACGCAUGCAGGAUUUGAGCGUUGAACUUUCACUGGCCCUUUACAAAAACGUGCUGCCCUGCAUUUUCGAAAAGGACAAGCAAGUGUUUGUCAUUUUGCUUGCAAAGGCGAUGGGAAAGCUAAAUCUGGAUGAGGAGGAGUGGAAGUUUUUGGUGGAAAAUGAAUUUGAUGAAAGCGAGAAUGGAGAUGGAAAUCGAUUUGACUGGCUUCCAAAUUCCUACUGGCGAAAGUUUCAGGCUCUUUUCAAGAUUCCAGCUUAUCAGAGCAUCAAGGACCAUAUGGAACAGAAUGAAAGUCUAUGGAUGGAUUUUUACAAUACACCGAGCAAGGGAAUUGAUCUUUGCCCAGUAAAAUUCGAAAAGUUCAAAAUUUUGGCAAUUCUUAAAUGCAUCAGGCCUGAUAUGCUUAUAAAUGCAGCAACGAAUUUAAUUGAAGAGUUUCUGGGUUCAGAAUACACAGAGCCGCCAAUAUUCAAUCUGCCCUCGUCGUUCUCCAGCUCAUCGUGCAAGAACGCGCUGAUUUUCAUCCACCCUGCCAGUUCAGAUCCAACUCUGACCCUGCUCAAAUUUGCAGCAGAUAUGCGAGUGACUCAAAAAAUGCAAAUUGUCUCUCUGGGGGAACAUCAAGGCCUAGUUGCGGCCGGUUUGAUCGAAGAAGCAGUCAAAAUCGGUUCCUGGGUUUUAUUGCAGAAUUGCCACCUUGAGCCUGCAUGGACGGUCCACUUAGAAAAGAUUUGCGACGGACUCAACGCAGAGUCUACCCACCCCGAGUUCCGACUUUGGCUUUCGACGAUUUCUUCGGAGAAUUUUCCAGAGGCGAUUUUACAAAGUGGAAUUAAAAUCGUAUUUGACCCACCGAAAAAGCUGAAGGAAAACAUGCUCAUGUCUUUUACUACCGAUCCAAUUUCGGACUUAGACUAUUUUGAGAGUUGCGCCCGAAUGAGCUCUGAAUUCCACAAACUUCUCUACGGCUUUUGCUUCUUCCACGCCCUGGCCAUGCAGCGAACAUCCUUCAUGCCUCUCGGCUGGACGGAGCCGUAUAAAUUCACAGAGGCGGACCUCAGGUCCAGUUUGGUGCAAUUGCAAUCAAUUUUACUUGAAGCAACAGAGUUGCCCCUUAAUUUAAUUUACUAUGUGGCCAGCGAGUGCUACUACGGUGGGUUGAUGUUUGACCCGUGGGAUCAAAGGUGCUUAGAAACGCUACUGAACGAGUGCUGUCGACCCUGUGUAGAGUCGUGCAACUUUUUCUGCGACAAAAACGAGUCGUUCAAGUAUCCCAUUAAUCUGCAGUACGAAGAGCAACUCGGUCAUAUAAAAAGAUUGUCGGUCCAAACAGAGCCGGAGCUUUGCGGCAUCAGCAACAGCAUUGGUAGAAAAAGUGAUGAGGCUUUGGCCCAGAAUUUGAUUGCCAAAUUGAAUCAUUCUCAGACCGGAUUUAUUUUUAAGCCAUUCAAAGAGAUGUCGCAAUACGAAUCUGAGCAAUUCCUGCUCGGAAGAGUCCGUGAAAUAAUUAGCGCACUUCCUGCAAAGUUUGAUUUGCACUUGGCGAUAGGAAAAAUCAGUGGCGGUCUUGCGACAAUCCUCAUCCAAGACUUGAUCCAAUACAACGGACUGAUAGAAGAAAUAGCAUUUUCAUUGGAAAAUCUAGUGGGAGCAGUCAAAGGUCACGCCAAGAUGCACAUUUUGUUGGAGCAACUGGCACAAAGUUUGGCACAAAAUAAAAUUCCCGAUUGCUGGAAAUCAAAAAGCUACGCCUGUGUUAAGCCGCUUGACUCAUUUAUAACAAAUUUGAAUGAAAGAGUCAAAUUCUGUCAAGAUUGGGUGGAAAAUGGUCAACCAACAGUUUUCUGGCUUCCAGGGUUUUUCAUACCCAACAGCUUCUUGUCUGUUUUGCUAUCAGAUUGCAACGCAGAGGUGUUUGACCGACUCGACAUGGAAAAAGUGGCAAUUGAUUGCGAAGUUUUGCAAGGCGAGAAGGAUAUCGACCGAGGAGUAAUUGUGUCUGGACUUUACAUAAAUGGCGCACAGUGGGACAUGGAAAAUGGCCGCUUGGCUGAAAUUGAGAGUAAUAAUCCCUUCAAUGUAUUCCCUAAAGUCUGGUUGAAGUCGUUUCUCUUAGCGGACGAUUUUGAUGCGAAAAAAUACACUUGCCCGGUUUAUCAAACGUCUGAACGCAAGGGAUCUAUAAACUCGACGGGUCUUUCUUCGAACUUCCUGUUUUCAGUCCAACUCGACACGAUUGAAGAUCCAAAGCACUGGAUUCUGCGCGGAACCGCUUUAAUUUGCCAACUGCCGGACUAAUUUUAAAGAGUAGUUUGUUCGUAAAAAUUGAAAAACGCAUUGCUUACUUUUGCACUUUUACAAGAGUUACCGUUUAUAUUAUUUUAAUUAUUCAAAUUAACACGCAAUCAUUAAACUAGUACACGGAUUGAAGUUGGGAAUAAAAGAGUUCGAGCGCUUGAUGAUGCACGUACCGUUGUUAGUAGCGUCCUGACCUGCCCUCUCUUUCCCUGGAGCGACUUCUGCGGCGCCUUUCCUUGGAGCGGGAGCGCUUGUCUCUGGGCGAACGGGACCUGCGACGAGGAGAUCGAGACCUGCCAAUUUGAAAUUUGUUUCAAAACUGCCCUCACAAUUAUUACAAAGCGUUAUUUAAAAAAUAGCUUAAGGAAACACGACUCACUUAUUAAAUUUUAUGUUCAUACUCGCGAUGUUCAUUGAAUUUGUUGGCCAAUGAAAAUAAUGAGAAAAAAAUUAUGUGUUCUUCUGCAAUACUGUUUAAUUUUAAAAUACUUUACCUGCGGCCACCACCCUUGCGUUUGCGGCUGUAAAGGUAGCGCCUCAGGUCGCGGGAAAUUGGCUUCAAGUGCAUGAAGUUGCAGAAACCACUGCGGGUGCACUCGCUGGAAUGACACAAU
This is a messenger RNA of Neocloeon triangulifer, 12440 nucleotides long. RefSeq names its product dynein axonemal heavy chain 7-like. Bases 1 to 11826 code for a protein of 3941 amino acids. The record is from RefSeq and is a predicted model, not a curated record. Gene Ontology annotation, molecular function: dynein intermediate chain binding; ATP binding; dynein light intermediate chain binding. Lineage: Eukaryota; Metazoa; Arthropoda; Insecta; Ephemeroptera; Baetidae. Gene Ontology annotation, biological process: microtubule-based movement. Gene Ontology annotation, cellular component: dynein complex. The transcript is spliced from 63 exons.